Pyricularia pennisetigena is the source of this 1833-nucleotide messenger RNA. RefSeq lists its product as uncharacterized. The transcript is spliced from 3 exons. Bases 1 to 1833 code for a protein of 610 amino acids. Gene Ontology annotation, biological process: carbohydrate metabolic process. NCBI's taxonomy places the organism in Eukaryota, Fungi, Ascomycota, Sordariomycetes, Magnaporthales, Pyriculariaceae. Gene Ontology annotation, molecular function: cation binding; alpha-amylase activity; starch binding. The record is from RefSeq and is a predicted model, not a curated record.
AUGUUUUUCUUCUUCAGAGUCUUGGUCACCUUCCUCCUCCAGAUCGCCACUCUGGUGCAUGCUGCAGAUACAGCCGCCUGGAAGUCUCGCAGCAUAUACUUUGCCCUGACGGAUCGUGUCGCCCGCAGCAGUAACGAUACUGGCGGCGUCUCGUGCAGCAACUUGAGCAAAUACUGUGGCGGCACCUUCAAGGGCCUCGAGUCGAAACUCGACUACAUCAAAGGCUUGGGCUUUGACGCCAUCUGGAUCAAUCCUGUCGUCAGCAACAAAGCAGAUGGAUACCACGGCUACUGGGCCCAGGACUUGUACGCCAUCAACUCCAACUAUGGCAGUGCCGCCGACUUGAAAAGCCUCGUCAGCGCGGCCCACUCAAAAGUGCGCUUCCCCGUUGCAUAUGAACUAGGCAUAUAUGUUAUGGUUGAUGUGGUGGCAAAUCACAUGGGACCGGGGAACAUAUCCGACAACCGCCCAGUACCGCUGAACCAAGCCUCUUCAUACCACUCGAACUGCACCAUUGACUCGUCGAAUCAAACCAUUGUUGAGAACUGCCGGGUCGCCAACCUCCCGGACAUUAACACGCAAAGCUCCGGGAUACGAACACUCCUGAACACCUGGGUUAGCUGGCUUGUCAAAGAGUACAGCUUCGAUGGAGUACGUAUCGACACGGUGAAGCACGUUGAGAAGAGCUUUUGGCCCGGCUUCGUCUCUUCCAUAGGCGCUUACGCCAUCGGCGAGGUCUUCAGCGGGGACCCAUCAUACCUGGCCGGGUAUGCGGAUCUGAUGCCUGGGCUGCUCAACUAUGCCGUCUAUUACCCCAUGAACAGGUUCUACCAGCAGGGCAACUCGCCCCAGGAGCUAGUCGACAUCAUGGACAACAUCACGUUGUCUUUCCCCGAUCCCGCAGCGCUGGGCACCUUCCUGGACAACCACGACAACCCUCGCUGGCUGAACCAGACCAACGACCAGACGCUUCUGCAGAACGCGCUGGCCUUUGUCUUUCUCUCCCGUGGCAUCCCUAUCCUGUACUACGGGACCGAGCAAGGGUACGUGGGUGGCGACGACCCUGCCAACCGCGAGGAUUUGUGGCGCAGUGGCUUCAAGACCAACACGACGCUGCACCGAUCCAUCGGCAAGCUCAACGCCGCACGCAAGGCAGCCGGCGGUCUGGACGGCAACGACCACAAGCACCUGCUCGUGACGGACAAUGCUUAUGCAUGGAGCCGCGCAGGAGGAAAGCUGAUUGUCCUCACCACGAACGCAGGCUACUGCUCUAGCACUCAGUACUGCUUCAACACGACGAGGGCGAACGGCCACUGGGAGGACGUCUACGGCGGCGGCGCCUCUGUGUACUCGGACGGUAACGGUCGGGCCUGCAUCGACGUGGUCAACGGCCAGCCGGUCGUACUGUUAGCCUCGACCACCCCGACAACGAGCGCUGCGAGGCCGACCAACGUGACGACGCCGCUCACCUGGACCAACACCACGACCAACGCCGCAAACAAUACAGCCAAUACAGCCUGCCCCACAACAGUGGCCGUGUCGUUCACGGAGCGAGUGGUGACAGUGCCCGGCGACACGAUCAAGAUCGUCGGCAGCAACGCGCAGCUGGGCAACUGGAAUGUGUCAAGCGCACCCGCGCUGUCUGCUUCACGGUACACCUCGGGCAACCCGAUAUGGAACAUCACACUGCCGAUGAUGCCCGGACGGACGGUUCAGUACAAGUUUGUCAAGGUGUCCAGCUCGGGCGCCAUGACUUGGGAGAGCGAUCCGAAUCGAUUCUACACUCCACCGAUUUCUCAGACCACUGCGACUGUGAGCAACAUAUGGCGAUGA